AUGGCUGAGAAGUUCCCCAAGAGUUUGGAUUGGCGUGACUCCGAACCAUGUGUCGUGUCCCCGGCGAAGAACCAGGGACAUUGCGGAUCUUGCUGGGCUUUCGCCACCACCGGCGUCGUCGAGAGCCACGCUGCCAUCGCGUCCGGAGUGCUGACAAUCCUCUCCCCCCAGCAGCUCGUGACGUGCGCCGAGAACAAGUUCCAUUGCGGCGGCACUGGCGGCUGCGACGGCUCGACGUCCGAGCUGGCCAUGGACUACAUCAAAAAGUAUGGGAUGACCUACGAGGACGUGAUCCCAUAUGUCUCUUUCUUCGGCGACGAGCCCAAGUGCAGCGACACGAUGAAAUACCGCGCCAUGGCUUACAAGAUGGUGACGAUCGAGGGCUGGGUCAAGACGGAGACAAACUCCUACGAAGCCGUCAUGCACGCCCUUGUGAACUAUGGGCCGCUUGCCAUCUCCGUGGACGCCUCGCAUUGGAGUCCUUACAGCUCCGGCAUCGCCAACCCUUGCAGCAUCAAGAAGAAUGUUGACAUCGACCAUGCUGUCGGCCUUGUUGGAUUUGGCGAGGAGGAUGGCAAGAUGUACUGGACUGUGAGGAACUCGUGGGGCGCAACGUGGGGCGAGAAAGGCUACAUCCGGCUGGAGAGGCAGGACAAGAAGUAUUGCGGCAUGGACUCGACUCCCCACCACGGGAGCGCCUGCGAAGCUGAUCCGGACACGCCUGUGAAAGUGUGCGGCACCUGCGGCAUCCUCUACGACGUGAGCUACCCCACGGGUGCCGCCGUGGUCGGGGUCGGAAAGGGCACCGUCGACCGCUGA
This is a messenger RNA of Symbiodinium natans, 819 nucleotides long. The record is from the annotation of a GenBank genome assembly. Lineage: Eukaryota; Dinophyceae; Suessiales; Symbiodiniaceae.